AUGGGUGAAUCAGUUUCACUCAGUGCUUACCCACUAGUCACACUCCACAGUAUUGCCGCAAGAGCUGGACUUGAAGUGGGCGAUAUCGUUGUCAGGAUCUGUGAUUCGACAGUUCAAAACAUGUACCAUUCUCAAGUCAAAGCGGAGAUUCUUCGAGCUGGAAAUGAACUCGACUUUAUGGUUGUCAAGCAGGGUAUCGACAAGGAGAUACUUGCACAAAGGGCUCCAAACCUCCUACGAACACCACUUCCAUCACCUGGGCCUCCAAUGAAUCAAAGUCCGGUUGUGAAAACCACUGGUACAUGGUCGAGAGGAAGGUCAAAUAGUGCCAGUUACAAUGAUAAAGUUACUCGCACUCGCUCCUUUAAACUUCUCGAUGAACAUCUCAAUGCGAUGAGCUCUCAGCCUAUGAUGACUCCUAAAAUGUCACCUUCCAGACCGGCUGAUAUCUUUUCGCCGACACGAAGCUAUUAUAACGACAAUCCAACGUCGGCAAGCUCCACGAUGGGCCGCACCUAUCAAGCUACUCACUCAGCAAACUAUAGUGGAAUGAACCAAACUAAUUACUCAAAUACCUACUCACCGGGAACAGGUCAUACUGUCUACAUCCAAAAGGCUCAACCUCUUUCUGAAAUCAGCGCAAAUCGGAUGUAUAUUGCAACACCGGCCGCAACUAAUCAAACGUGGAGAAACGCAAGUCCAACUCGUGUCUAUUAUGAUUCCACGCCAAGAUCGGCCCGAUCGAAUAACUGGAGUGGGUUAAAUCAACAGAUGAAUUACUACGAGAGUAGGAAUAGCAUUGAGCGUUCGAGCGCGGACGAUCCAGGACUGAUGACCCAGUACUAUGGAACUCAGAAAACGAGUUACUUGAGGCAUCAUCCGCAUAGGCAAAUUAGAGAGAAUGAGACGAUUCACCAGCAGAGCUUGUAUCAGAGCAGUACCACAAAUGGAUGGCCAAAUCUUUCUCCAAGACAGUCUAUACCAACUAACAUAGCCACCUACCGUCCUCCUGCUCAACAAAAUUACUUUUCAUCAUCUUCAAAUUAUCAGGAUCAUGAACAAUGGUCAACCUCUGGAUCCGUUCAGGCGCAAAAUGCAGGAUGGUUGUAA
Molecule: messenger RNA, 1110 nt
Organism: Rodentolepis nana
Lineage: Eukaryota; Metazoa; Platyhelminthes; Cestoda; Cyclophyllidea; Hymenolepididae
Source: the annotation of a GenBank genome assembly